GUGAAACAAGGAAGAAAAAAAUUAACUAACAAUGGCUGCAGAUCAAUUCAAUCAAAUUUUAAAUUCAUUGCUUUCCACCGACAAUGAUGUGAGACAGCAGGCUGAGGAUGCCUACAAUAAUGUACCACGCGAACUCAAGGUUACACAUUUAUUGGCCACCAUACACAAUGGCCAACAAUCUGAAGAGGCUCGUCAAAUGGCUGCUGUCUUAUUGCGUCGUCUAUUCUCAUCUGAAUUUUUAGAAUUUUAUAAAGAGCUGCCGCAAGAGGGUCAGGGCCAGUUGCUACAACAAAUACUUUUAGCCGUCCAACAAGAUGUUACACCAAAUUUACGUCGUAAGAUCUGUGAAGUUGUUGCCGAAGCCGCACGCAAUCUUAUCGAUGAAGAUGGCAACAAUCAAUGGCCCGAUUUCUUGCAAUUUCUUUUCCAAUGUGCCAAUUCACCAUCGGCCCAAUUGCAAGAGUCCGCAUUGCGUAUCUUUGCCAGUGUACCAUCGAUCUUUGGCAAUGACGAAGCUCAAUAUAUGGAUUUGAUUAAGCAAAUGUUGACCAAGAGCAUGGAACCCACUGCUGAUGUUGAGGUACGUUUCCAGGCUGUACGUGCUGUGGGCGCCUUCAUUUUGCGCCACGACAAGGAAAAGGAGGCUGUCAUCUAUAAGCAAUUUGCUGAUUUGCUGCCACGCAUGAUUAUGAUCACCGCCGAGAGUAUUGAGGCCCAAGAUGAUCAAUCGCUAUUGAAGUUGUUGAUUGACAUGACCGAGACUUGUCCCAAGUUUUUGCGUCCCCAAUUGGAAGUUAUCUUUGAGAUUUGUAUGAAGGUUUUCAGCUCCCAAGAUGUUGAGGACAGCUGGCGCCAUUUGGUCUUGGAAGUCAUGGUCUCCCUCUCCGAAAAUGCCCCAGCCAUGGUACGCAAACGUGCCGAAAAAUACAUUGUCGCCUUGAUCCCAUUGGUCCUGCAAAUGAUGACCGACAUGGAAGAUGAUGAAGAUUGGGCUACUUCCGAUUCGGUGACCGAAGAUGACAACAGCGAUAAUAAUGUCAUUGCCGAGUCAUCAUUGGAUCGUUUGGCAUGUGGUUUGGGCGGCAAAUGUGUAUUGCCCAAUGUCAUGAACUCCUUACCCACCAUGUUGGGUCACAGCGACUGGAAGCAACGUUACGCCGCCCUUAUGGCCAUUUCAGCCAUUGGCGAAGGUUGCCACAAGCAAAUGGAAGCCAUGUUGGAACACAUUAUGGCUGCAGUUUUGAACUACUUGCGUGAUCCCCAUCCACGUGUUCGCUAUGCUGCCUGUAAUGCUAUCGGUCAAAUGUCCACCGAUUUUGCACCCACAUUCGAAAAGAAAUUCCACGAACAAGUUGUGCCCGGCCUUUUGUCCUUGUUGGAUGAUGUGCAGAAUCCCCGCGUGCAGGCUCAUGCCGGUGCUGCCCUCGUCAACUUCUCCGAGGAUUGCCCCAAAAAUAUUUUGACUCGCUACUUGGAUGGCAUUAUGGGUAAAUUGGAAGCUGUGUUGAAUUCCAAGUUCAAGGAAUUGGUCGAGAAGGGUAACAAAUUGGUAUUGGAACAGAUUGUCACCACCAUUGCUUCCGUGGCCGAUACCUGUGAAAAGGAAUUUGUCACCUACUACGAUCGUUUGAUGCCAUGCCUGAAGUUCAUCAUUCAGAAUGCUAAUUCCGAGGAGUUGCGUAUGUUGCGUGGCAAGACCAUUGAGUGUGUCAGUCUAAUUGGUUUGGCUGUGGGUCGUGAGAAGUUCAUUACCGAUGCCGGUGAGGUUAUGGACAUGUUGCUGAAGACCCACUCCGAGGGUGAUAUGGCCGAUGAUGAUCCACAAACUUCGUAUUUGAUCACUGCUUGGGCCCGUAUGUGCAAGAUUCUGGGCAAACAAUUCGAACAAUACUUGCCCUUGGUUAUGGGUCCUGUUAUGCGCACAGCCGCCAUGAAACCCGAGGUGGCUCUCUUGGACAACGAUGAGGUCGAAGAUAUCGAGGGUGAUGUCGAUUGGUCCUUCAUCAAUUUGGGCGAACAGCAGAACUUUGCCAUUCGCACCGCCGGCAUGGAAGACAAGGCUUCGGCCUGUGAAAUGUUGGUCUGCUAUGCUCGUGAACUGAAGGAAGGUUUUGCCGACUAUGCCGAGGAGGUGGUACGUCUAAUGGUGCCCAUGUUGAAAUUCUAUUUCCACGAUGGUGUACGCACAGCCGCAGCUGAAUCUUUGCCUUGUCUCUUGGAUUGUGCUAAAAUCAAGGGUCCCCAAUAUUUGGAAGGUAUGUGGCUAUACAUUUGCCCCGAGCUGUUGAAGGUUAUUGUCUCGGAACCGGAGGCUGAUGUCCAAGCUGAACUAUUGAACUCGUUGGCCAAGUGUAUUGAGACCUUGGGACCCAACUGCUUGAAUGAUGAUGCUAUGAAACAAGUUUUGGAAAUCAUUGCUAAAUACAUGGAGGAACAUUUCGAGCGUGCCGAUAAACGUUUGCAGGCUCGCAACGAAGAGGAUUACGAUGAUGGUGUUGAAGAGGAAUUGGCCGAACAAGAUGAUACCGAUACAUAUAUUCUAUCGAAAAUUGUCGAUAUCCUACAUGCUCUAUUCUUGACCCAUAAAGUACAGUUUUUGCCACAUUUCGAUCAGAUAGCACAAAACUUUGUCAAACUAUUGGAUCCAUCACGUUCAUGGUCGGACAGACAGUGGGGUCUGUGCACAUUUGAUGAUGUUAUAGAAUUCUGUGGCCCCGCCUGUGCCGCCUAUCAACAGUUCUUUACACCUGCCCUGUUGCAAUAUGUUACCGAUAAAUCGCCCGAGGUCCGUCAGGCUGCCACAUAUGGUUGCGGUGUGUUGGGUCAAUUUGGUGGUGAACAAUUUGCUGUAACCUGUGCACAAAUCAUUCCUCUCUUAGUACAAGUUGUGAACGACCCCAAGAGCCGCGAACCCGAAAACAUCAAUCCCACAGAAAAUGCCAUUUCGGCCGUAACAAAAAUUCUGAAAUAUAACAAAUCGGCAUUGCCAAAUGUUGAUGAAAUUAUAAAUAUUUGGUUCUCUUGGUUACCCGUUACGGAAGACAGUGACGAAGCUCCUCACAUCUAUGGCUAUUUGUGUGAAUUGAUCCAGGCCAAUCAUCCCAUUAUUUUGGGUGCUAACAACUGUAAUCUACCACGUAUUGUUUCCAUUAUUGCUCAAGCCUUUGCCAACAAAGUGGUUGCAGCCAUCAGUGAUGUUGGUUCACGGAUGUUGGGCAUUGUCAAACAAGUCGAGUCAAAUCCCGAAGUCUUCCAAGCAUGUGCCAGCCAAUUGACACCAGAAAUGCAACAUGCUCUGCAAGAAGCCAUUCGGGAAUUGGCCUUGGCCUCAGCACAGGGUUAAAAACAAAA
Messenger RNA from Musca vetustissima, 3351 nucleotides. RefSeq names its product importin-5 (gene Karybeta3). Lineage: Eukaryota; Metazoa; Arthropoda; Insecta; Diptera; Muscidae. The record is from RefSeq and is a predicted model, not a curated record. The transcript is spliced from 6 exons. Gene Ontology annotation, cellular component: nucleus; cytoplasm. Gene Ontology annotation, biological process: protein import into nucleus. Gene Ontology annotation, molecular function: protein binding; nuclear import signal receptor activity. The coding region runs from base 32 to 3343 and encodes 1103 amino acids.